CCGCCCCCUUCCCCCGCGGCUUUUCAUUGGCGGGCCCGCCGCCCGCCCCGCCGGGGUCAAGGAGGGUGGAGGUUUGUCCCCGCAGCCCCGACACUUCCGCCCCAUCAGUCUGCACGUCGGCCCUGCCUCCCAGACCACCUUGCGGGGGGGCACCAGUGAUCUGGAGUGUGGGGCUCGGCCUCCCUGCGCUGCUGGCUGACGGUGUGACCUUGGGUCUUGGCCAUGAACUCCUCAGGAGGAGAAAGGCAGGAAGCAGCAGGGUCCAGGGGUAGAAGGGCCCCCAGAUCCCGGGAACAGGACCGAGACGUGCAGCUGUCCAAGGCUCUGUCCUAUGCCCUGCGCCAUGGGGCCUUGAAGCUGGGGCUCCCCAUGGGAGCUGAUGGCUUCGUGCCCCUGGGCGCCCUCCUGCAGUUGCCCCAGUUCCGCAGCUUCUCUGCUGAAGAUGUGCAGCGCGUGGUGGACACCAAUAGGAAGCAGCGGUUCGCCCUGCAGCAGGGGGAUCCCAGCACUGGCCUUCUCAUCCGGGCCAACCAGGGCCAUUCCCUGCAGGUACCUGAGUUGGAGUUGAUGCCCCUGGAGACGCCACAGGCCCUGCCCCCGAUGCUAGUCCAUGGUACAUUCUGGAAGCACUGGCCAUCCAUCCUACUCAAGGGCCUGUCCUGCGGGGGAAGGACGCACAUCCACCUGGCCCCAGGACUGCCUGGAGACCCCAGUGUCAUCAGUGGCAUGCGGCCCCAUUGUGAAAUAGCUGUGUUUAUUGAUGGACCCCUGGCUCUGGCAGAUGGAAUAUCCUUCUUCCGCUCUGCCAAUGGGGUGAUUCUGACUCCAGGGAAUACUGAUGGCUUCCUGCUUCCCAAGUACUUCAAGGAGGCGCUGCAGCUACGCCCUACCCGUGAGAGCCACCACGCCAGCCCCUAUCCCUUGUGCCUGAAGCCUGUGCCUUCUACCCUCACCUCUCUCCUAGCUUCCAACCCCAGACUGACUUAGAUCUCCCUUUAACCAACUCUUAUCUCUAUCAGGAAAGCCCCUUUCCUUGGCUGGUGAUGAAGAGACAGAGUGUCAGAGUGGCCCCAAGCACUGCUCCAGAGAAAGGAGAAGGAUCCAACAAUAAAAUAUUAAUUUAUAAAAAAGAAAUUUUAAAAAGUGACAAGAGCCGGGCG
Molecule: messenger RNA, 1160 nt
Organism: Rhinopithecus roxellana (golden snub-nosed monkey)
Lineage: Eukaryota; Metazoa; Chordata; Mammalia; Primates; Cercopithecidae
Gene: TRPT1
Product: tRNA phosphotransferase 1
Exons: 7
Coding region: 223-987 (254 amino acids)
Biological process (GO): tRNA splicing, via endonucleolytic cleavage and ligation
Molecular function (GO): tRNA 2'-phosphotransferase activity
Source: RefSeq, a predicted model, not a curated record